This is a messenger RNA of Parastagonospora nodorum SN15, 1322 nucleotides long. RefSeq names its product MAP kinase. The transcript is spliced from 4 exons. The record is from RefSeq and is a predicted model, not a curated record. NCBI's taxonomy places the organism in Eukaryota, Fungi, Ascomycota, Dothideomycetes, Pleosporales, Phaeosphaeriaceae. Gene Ontology annotation, molecular function: ATP binding; MAP kinase activity. The coding region runs from base 1 to 1059 and encodes 352 amino acids. Gene Ontology annotation, cellular component: nucleus; cytoplasm. Gene Ontology annotation, biological process: protein phosphorylation; intracellular signal transduction.
AUGCCGCCCGCAGGAAGCGGUAGCUCCCGGAAGAUUUCCUUCAACGUGUCGGAGCAGUACGACAUCCAGGAUGUAGUCGGUGAAGGCGCCUACGGAGUCGUCUGCUCCGCGCUGCACAAGCCGUCGGGCCAGAAGGUUGCCAUCAAGAAGAUCACGCCUUUCGACCAUUCCAUGUUCUGUCUGCGAACGCUCCGAGAGAUGAAGCUCCUGAGAUAUUUCAACCACGAGAACAUCAUCUCCAUUCUCGACAUCCAGAAGCCGCGCAACUACGAGACAUUCACCGAGGUUUACCUCAUUCAGGAACUCAUGGAGACUGACAUGCAUCGCGUGAUCCGCACUCAAGAACUCUCCGACGACCAUUGCCAGUACUUCAUCUACCAGACUCUUCGCGCGUUGAAGGCCAUGCACUCCGCCAACGUCCUCCACCGAGAUCUCAAGCCUUCCAAUUUGCUGUUGAACGCCAACUGCGAUCUCAAGGUCUGCGAUUUCGGUCUUGCCCGAUCGGCCGCCUCGACAGAGGACAACUCGGGUUUCAUGACAGAAUACGUCGCCACGCGUUGGUACCGUGCGCCCGAAAUCAUGCUUACCUUCAAAGAAUACACCAAGGCCAUCGAUGUAUGGAGUGUCGGAUGCAUUCUGGCUGAGAUGCUGAGCGGCAAGCCUUUGUUCCCUGGAAAGGACUACCAUCACCAGUUGACGCUCAUUCUCGACGUGCUCGGCACGCCUACAAUGGAGGAUUACUACGGCAUCAAGUCGCGCCGCGCUCGUGAGUACAUCCGAUCGCUGCCAUUCAAGAAGAAGAUCCCAUGGAAGGCCAUGUUCCCCAAGACGAACGAUUUGGCUUUGGACCUUUUGGAGCGUCUACUUGCUUUCAACCCUGUCAAGCGUAUUACAGUCGAGGAGGCAUUGAAGCACCCAUACCUCGAGCCAUACCAUGACCCCGAUGACGAGCCGACUGCCGACCCGAUUCCAGAGGAGUUCUUCGACUUCGAUAAGAACAAGGACAACCUGACCAAGGAGCAACUGAAGCUUCUCAUCUACCAGGAGAUCAUGCGAUAAGCUUUUCGAUUCUCACCUGUGCGAUAUAUACGAAUGAUACCACUGUGCUUGGUUAUAUUGUCCUGUUCUGACGCCAUACGAUCGCCAUAUGGGCGAGGUUUUCAAUCAAGUUGUCAAGCUACAUUAGCCACUGACGACCAGUAUAUGGGAACACAUGGACGGAAAGAGAAGCAUGACCCGGAGAUCUGGUCUCCACAUCAUGGACCUUAUAAAAUCAAAGUACCGAUUAGGAAUGCAUUGCUUCUUUUGUGCCCUCUGCAGUA